AUGUUGUCUGGAGCGGCCGGCCGGCCCCUCCUGGAGCUCUUGAUAGAGGCGUCCUGGGCUCAGCCUUCUCCUUCUUCCUUCGCGGCUUUGUGCAGUCCUCAGGUGCUCUUGGUAGAGGCGGCCUGGGACUGUUCCUUGUUCCCCUACGGGGGCGCGCGCGGUGUUCCUCAGGAGCUCUUGAUAGAGGCGUCCUGGGAAGUGACCUUCGCCCUUGGGCGUUUGGUCAGAGACUUGGCUGUUCCUGGAACGGCCUCCCUCUUGGAUUCUAGGGAGGAGUCCACGGAUCUGACUUUGGCCCGAUUCUGA
Messenger RNA from Knipowitschia caucasica, 306 nucleotides. Lineage: Eukaryota; Metazoa; Chordata; Actinopteri; Gobiiformes; Gobiidae. The record is from the annotation of a GenBank genome assembly.